Molecule: messenger RNA, 1145 nt
Organism: Acomys russatus (golden spiny mouse)
Lineage: Eukaryota; Metazoa; Chordata; Mammalia; Rodentia; Muridae
Gene: Ly6e
Product: lymphocyte antigen 6 family member E
Exons: 4
Coding region: 197-607 (136 amino acids)
Molecular function (GO): acetylcholine receptor inhibitor activity
Source: RefSeq, a predicted model, not a curated record
UUGUCCUCCCUACCCGCCAAAGACCCGCCCACAGCCAUUGAAACGCCCCGCCUGCAGCCCGCCCCCGCCAUCCGCGCCCCGCUUUGCCUGCCCGGGAAUCUCCAGACUGUAGUGAGCGCCAGGACCUAAGGUUUCGGGAUAUCUUCGGGGCCGCUUCUCCCGGAGCAGGCUUCAUUGGCGUGUGAGCCUUCAGCAGAUGUCUGUCACUUCCGGCAUGAGGGUCUUCUUGCCUGUGCUGCUGGCAGCCCUUCUGGGUGUGGAGCAAGCCCAUUCCCUAGUGUGCUUCACCUGCAACGAUCAGACGAGCAAUUGGAAUUGUCUGUUGCCAACAGUGUGCGAGAGCUCAGACAAUUACUGUGUCACGGCAUCUGCUGCUGCAGGCUUUGGGAAUGUCAACCUUGGCUACACCCUGAAUAAGGGCUGCGCCCAGUUCUGCCCCCGUGAGAACAUCAACAUCAACCUCGGUGUGGCAUCCGUCAAUACCUACUGCUGCCAACACUCCUUCUGUAAUUUCAGCACAGCUGGCCUCGGCCUUCGUGCCAGUAUCCCACUACUAGGCCUUGGAAUUCUGCUCAGCUUGCUGACUCUGCUUCAAGUGGGCCCUUGACCUAUGUAUUUCCCGGAUCCCCCCCAGCUCAGGAAGAAACCCAGCCCUUUUUAGGUUCUAGGGGACCCUAGGAGCCUUCAGCUCCUCCUGGCUGUGUCUAGUCCCCUUCCACACUUUCUCAGCAUCGGGGCUAAGCACCAAAUGCAUCUGAUCUACUCCGUUGAAAUGGGACUGGCUGCACUUGCUUCCAGAGCCAAUCCUGUGGCCUCCCUUGGGGAGCCAGGAAAGGGGUAAAGCUCUCCUUGGAGUCUCGGGGUGCCAGGGCCAGGCCUGAAUCCUGUGGCUACACUGGCAUGGAUAUCUAACCCAAAUGAAUGUACAUCUGUGUGCUCAGUCUGUCUGUGUGAGUGAAGCCGCUUGCAUUCUGGAAUGGGCAAAGGGGACCUGGAAGAUGCUAAGGCAGAAGGCCUCUGUCUACCACAAAAGCCCUUUCCCUGGCAUGACUGUGCCCAUGUUGUACGUGAUUCAGGAGGCUCUCCGUGGAGGGCCACCACUCCUCCAGAGGAAGGCUCCUACCCCUGGGUCAGCUGAGUCCCUA